Paramecium tetraurelia is the source of this 1230-nucleotide messenger RNA. RefSeq lists its product as uncharacterized. Lineage: Eukaryota; Ciliophora; Oligohymenophorea; Peniculida; Parameciidae. Gene Ontology annotation, biological process: protein phosphorylation. The transcript has 6 exons. Gene Ontology annotation, molecular function: ATP binding; protein kinase activity; protein binding. The record is from RefSeq and is a predicted model, not a curated record.
AUGAACGUUUAAUAGGUUCCAAUAACAAAACCUCCCUCUCGCUCACCAAUGCAAACCUACAAUAUAGCCAAAAUAAUAAAAACAGAACCAUCUCAAUCUGAUAGAUAAUUUUCAGCUGGCCAUAGAAUUGAACGAUCAAUGCUUUCACCAAGUCUUCUUGAUGAAGGGUCAGUUUUAGUUCAAAAGUUGCCACCUAAUAAAUUAGUAAUAAAUGUAAAUAUCAAGGUAAAAGCUUCAGGUAAAUAUCCAGAAUUCUGCAUUCGAGAUCAAGAUACAGGCAAGGUUAUUGAUAUUCGUUAUUAAGAUUGGAGAAAUAAUUGGAAUACAAAGAGUCCCAAUAAUGCCAAAUUGAUAAAUAAAGUGAAAAACAAUUCGUAUGAUGAGGCCAGAGAAAUACUUCUAAAAGAGAAGCCUGACGUAAAUUCUAGAGAUUUGGAAGGAAAUACAGUAUUACAUAUAAGUGUGAUGAUUGGGAGCUCUAAAUUAGUUGGAUUGCUGUUAUAUCACGAAGCUCAAAUAGAUUCAUUAAAUUCAAAAUUAUAAACUCCCUUAAUGAUUGCUUGUAGUUUAGGAGCCGAAGAGAUUACUUAAUAAUUGAUAAGAGCAGGAGCUGACAUUAACUCUUAAGAUAUUAACAAAAACACUUGUCUUCAUUUGGCAACAAUGAAUGAAAGAUAAAAAAUUAUAGAUUUAUUACUAAACAAAUAAAGUUUGAAUCUCAAUUUAAAAAACAAAGAGAACAAAAUAGCUAUGGAUUAUUCAUCCAAUCAAUAGAUCUUUCUGUAAGCGAUGCAAAAAUAAAAUAAUAAUUCAAUUAAAAUAUAUGAUGCAAGAACUGAUUUCGGAAGUGAAAAUAGCAAUUCAUUUAAUGAAGAUAAAGUAGGUCCACAUCACUUCAAAGUGCAUGCACUUAUUGGGAGAGGCAGUUUUGGAGAACUGGAUACUAAUUAACUAUUAGCUAUGAAAGUGCUUCAUAAAUCGAAAAUACAAAAACAAAACCUCACAAGAUAUGCAUUAACUGAGAGAAAUGUGUUAUCAUUAACCAAACACCCUUUUAUUGUAAGAUUAAGAUAUGCGUUCCAGACUUCCGAUAAACUCUGUCUAAUAAUGGACUAUUGUCCAGGAGGUGAUUUAAGUUCUCAUUUGAGAAGAGAAUAAAGAUUCCCAGAAGAAAGAGUAAAACUAGGAUUUACAUAAGAGAGAUAUUAUUUUCAGAGAUUUGAAACCUGA